GACUCCUACCGGCAGAGACACCAACGGGCACCAGACUGAUGACGUGGUCCCGUCUGUCUUUGACCAGAGCAGCAGUAUGGCCGACCAGAGCAGGCAAAUUAAACUCGCUGCAGCUAAGAAAAAGCUGAAGGAGUUUCAGCAGAAGAGCUCCCCUGUUAGUGUGGGAGUAGAAAAGGGCGGAGGAGGAGGAGGCGGAGGUGGUGGAGGUGGUGGAGGUGGAGGUGGUGGAGGGGCCAAGAAGAAGAGGAAAGUGAAGGGACUAAACCAACACGAUGCACCUUCAACAGACAGAAACUCUCCAGACAAUUUUGACUGUAUUCUGAAAGCACUUAGUCAAAGCAAUGGAGUAGUCCUGCCUCCUUAUGGCAACAGUCAGGCCUUUGCUGACAUGGAGGCCAUUGGGUCGAUGGAGGAGUCAAAGGGCGAGCUGGGUCCUGGCUCACCAGUGUCUAACCUUGCUAGCAUUAACGCUGCUACUAACCCUGAGUCUGUUGGUCACAACGAUGACCUCCAGGACUAUCCCGAUACCAACGGAAAUGGGCGUUUAAAAGAAGAAAAUAGACCACUGUCUUCCACAGAGAGCCUGCGGCAGCUCUCGCAGCAGCUAAACGGCCUCGUCUCUGAGUCAUCUCCUGCGUAUGUCAAUGGGGACAGUCCACCUUCUGUUAGUGAGAGAGAGCUGGAGGGUCGGAGCCAGGAGCUGGCAGCUGCCCUGGAGUCCAGCAAGCUAACAAACUCUCAGUUAAAUACCAAGCUAGACCAGCUGGCACAGCAAUCUCAGGUGCUUUCCGAUCAGCUACAAAAGGAGCGAAAAGACUUUGAACAGAGAUUUUCAAAAGAGCAGGGAGCCAUGCGAGAGCAACUGCAGGUCCACAUCCAGACCAUUGGUAUCCUGGUAUCUGAAAAAUCAGAGUUACAAACGGCACUACAAUACACACAGCAGGCCGCACGGCAGAAAGCAGCUGAAGCAGAAGAGUUGAACAACCGUCUGCAGGUAACAAAGCAGAGAGUUUCCGAGCUGGAGAGAACGCUUUCUUCUGUCUCAACACAGCAGAAACAGUUUGAAAAGCACAACAAAGAGUUUGAAAAGGAGAGGGACAGCCUGAGGCUUGAGGUGUUCAGACUAAAUAAUUUGAGUGAGGAGUCGAAGCAGCAGAACUCGGAGCUGUCAGAGAAGAUAAAGCUGAGCACGCAGGAGAAUGGCGCAAUGAGGCUGGAGGUGGAAGAUCUUCGCAAGAGACUUGAGAUAGCGGACCUCAUGUUGCAACAGUUCUCCAGUCAGUCAGAUCCCUCCAAUGCCAACCAGCAGGUGCAAUUACUGCUGGGAGAGAAGCAGCAAGUGGAGGAAUAUAAUCACCAGCUGAUAGAGUCAAUUGCCCAGCUGCAGAAAGAGAGGGAUUGCUAUGCAGAGCAGAUCCAGGAGGAGGGUCGUGUAUGGAAGGAUAAAACGGAACAGCUGCUGACGCAGGUGUCUUUGGUGGCAGAGGAAAGGGACAGAAACAUUAGUCGUGUCCAGGAGCUGGAAGCUAGCAUCACAGAGCUAAAGAAUGCUGCAGUGUUGUUGUCCCAGGAGAGAGAGGCCCUGGAUAAUACAGCGCCUCAAUCAUCGGGGCCAUCAGAGAGUGAGGUGGCUUUGCAAGAAGCCCUCAACUCUCUACAUCAGGAGAAAGACGCUCUUAUCGCACAGUACCAGGCACAGCUACGAGAUAACGAGCAGCUGAGCCGCCUGUGUGUGGAGCAGGAGGCGCGUCUGGGGGAGAUGGAGCGGCAGGUAGAGAGACAAGUUGAGGAGGGAGACGACCGCCGGCGCAUGCUGGAGGAUGUUCAGUCGGACAAGGCCACUAUAAGCCGUGCUCUCUCCCAGAACCGAACACUGAAGGACCAGCUGGCGGAGCUCCAGAAUGGUUUUGUCAAACUGACUAAUGAGAACAUGGAGCUGACCACUGCCAUCCAGUCAGAGCAACAUGUGAAAAAAGAGCUGGCUCGCAGAAUGGGUGAACUGCAAGAGGAGCUGCAUGACGUCAAGGAGCAGCUGGAACUGAAAGGUACGGACGUCCAGAGUUUGAUUGAGCAGAGGGACCAGGUCGUGGCCCACCUGCAGCAAUAUUCGGCGGGCUACCAGACCCUGGCCUCAGAGAGGGAGCAGAUGCACCACCAGUACCUGCAGCAGAUCCAGCUCAUGGACCGGCUCCAGCACGAUGAAAGCCAGGGCCGUGUGCAACUGGAGAUCAGUCAUAAUCAGCUCAAGCAAGCGCAGGAGCAUCUGGAAAUGUUAGUCAAAGACAAUGAGCAUCUGAAAGCUGAGGUGAAGGAGCUGCUCUACAGCUCAACUCUUGUCACAUCAUCCAGAGACCAAGGCGACGGAGUGGAGAGCCAAUCUCUGCAAGAGAGCCCAGAGAAAUCCUCGGCCAUAAUCAUCCCAGAAGACUUUGAGAGCCAUAAGGAGAUGGAGGAGUUCAUCCGAGAAGCUUUGGCUCAGCUGGAGGCAGAGAGGGACGAGGCCAGAAGGCAACUGGAGGAGGAACACCGGCUCCACAUGGCAGCCAGGCACCAGGCCGCGCUGGCCCUUAGCCUUGAGCAGCAACCGCACAGCUACACACCUGUUUACGACCAUCAUGACGACCAUCAUCACGACCACGGUCACGCCGAGGGCGAGCACGGCCACUGUGAACACAGUCACGAGCAUUCGGAAGGAGGAGUACCGGUGGAAGUUCAUCAGGCCCUGCAAGCUGCCAUGGAGAAGCUGCAGCAGCGCUUCUCCUCCCUCAUGAGGGAGAAAGCCGACCUGAAGGAGAGGGUGGAGGAGCUGGAGCACCGCUGCAUCCAGCUGUCUGGAGAGACUGACACUAUAGGGGAGUACAUAGCUCUGUACCAAAAUCAGCGGGCCAUCAUGAAGCAGAAACACCAGGAGAAGGAGCAGUACAUCAGCAUGCUGGCCCAGGACAAGGAGGAGAUGAAAGCAAAGCUGGCAGAGCUGCAGGAUCUGGUGAUGAGGCUGGUGGCGGAGAGGAACGACUGGUACAGCCGCUACAUCGGAGCUGUGGCCGGCGCGGGUGCAGUGAACCCCGACCUGCUUCCUGUUGGGGCGGAUCACGCUCACUCAGAGCACCAUGGAGACACACCCCUCAAUGCUGUCGAUGGAGCAGAAGCCAUGGAGAUCAUUCCUCUGUCGGAGCCCACCGCCGGUCCUGAAGCCCCCUCGUCCCAGAAGCUGUCGAGCGGGUCGGCGCCAGAAGAGGACGGCACGGCCCAGCAGAUCAUGCAGCUGCUUCAGGAGAUCCGGAACCCCCAGGGGGCAAUGAGAUCCCCUCCUUUCCUUGGGGAGAACCCGUGCAUCCCUUUCUUCUACCGGCCCGACGAACAGGACGAAGUCAAGAUCCUUGUGGUGUGAGAAGGAGGUGGGACAGAGUCUGGCGCACGUCCGCGUGUAUGUAUAUGAGAUAAUGGACACACUUAUCGAGAGAUAUGACACCCUGCAACACUAGUCACAGUGAUCUGAAUGUCUUUGACACAGUUACAUCACAACCCCCCUCCCCCCUCUAUUUGUUUGUUGUUAUGGGGCGCUUCGUUUAUGAUGCUCUUCCCUGAGAGAAAGCAGUAUUUCUCAGCGCAAUCUGAGUGUUCUCCACACCACCAUUUUGAAUCACCAUUGCCCCUCUCGUCUCCCAUUUUACACAGAAGUGCAAUAAAGGCCAAAUGCCAAAUAACAUCAUCGCGUUUGAAUGUCAUAACCCAAAUAUUUAAUCGUAUGCUUGUGUGAUGUGAGGGGCGGUGAUGACGGCGAAUAGGCGCGAGAGGAGAGAAGAAGAGACGCAGAGGACGAUGUGAGUUUUAGUCCAGAGAGAGGAGCUGAGUCCACGUGGACUUUAAGCUCUAGUUACGCGACAGGAUUCGGGAAGACAGAGGCAGGUGUCGUAGAUUGGUUCUGUUACUAAAAUAUCUGUUUCUCUAUCUUUUUUUUUGUCUUUUUCUUCCAAACACUGAAAAAAAGUCUCCAUUUUUCUACAAUGUGAAAUGCUAAUAUAUGUGAAAGGGUUGUGAUGUUAAACAUCCUGUUAGACCGGGAGUAUAGAUGCAAUUCAUAGAUCCCAUGAAAACUUAUUUUAGUCAGUCAUUAAGACAUUAUUUUCAGAGGGUAAUUCUAAAAAGACGCUGGAGCCGCUUUGCUUCGGGAUGCUUUCUAAAGGAUUAUUUUCUCCGUCUUUGUCGUUCGCUUGAAUGAUACUGAGGCGCAGCGACUGGAAGAGGUCAGAGACUGCUGGUGUUAAAAUGCUCUCAUCAGUCAUCGCUAUUCCUCAAAUGUUCUCCAGCCUGAGGCAUUUGUUGCCCCUCUUAACUAAUGUCCACAUAUAUUUAUUUUAUUUCCCCGCCAUCUCAGCUGUAACUGAGCCCGUCUGUAACUCUCAUUGGGUCUUUAACUCUCCCAACAAACUUACACUAUUGAUAUGAUCCUGUUCUUUUCUGUUACGUUUGCUUAUAGUUCCACAUAUCAAAGAGGAAGUUAUGCACAUCAUAUACAACUGGACUGUGUUUACUUGGCGUUAGUGUGAGAGAGAGAGAUCAGUGGUACUUUUUGUAGAGUUCAAUCUGAUUAUACAAGUACGAUUGCAGUGAAACUGGGCUCCUUCCUUUGGCUGGUUGGACGUUUCUACCACAGAGCCCUUUGCCGGCUUCUGCGGAGGAGAAGGGUGAUUCCUGGAGUCCUGGAAUCCUAUGAAGCCACAGUCUUAAGCUGAGGGUUCCCACUGAAGCGAUCUGAUUUAAUGCAAGUGGGUUGGUGUGUGUGCGUGUGUGCUGUGCUGCACUCGAAGGGUGAAAUGUAAACAUAAAUAAAAGGUUAAAUCUAAAAGGAAUGGGACCAAUCAGAAUUUGAGAAAAUGAUCAACUCUUUCCAAGACUAGUCAAAACUGUUGUAUUGAUAUUUUGUAACACCUGUAUUGACGACACUUGAGUUGAUCUCAACGUUGCGCCCUCUUGUUCUGAAACGUCUCGCAUGAAUGGAGAGAUGCUCAUAUUCACAAAUGUAGGAUGGAUUGACAUGUGACAAUUUUUUCCUUUUUCAACUGGCAACCGAGAGCGACGCUAUCUCACAUCUGAGAUUACAUCGCGGCGGAGGCUUCUGGUUUUUACAAAUCGUCCCAUUAUUUUAAUAUGCAAGGACGUUCGGGUCAUACGAAAAAUCCCAGUGACUGCUUACGGAGGUAUUUUAACCUCAUUUGGAUGUCUUUGAAUUUUAAGAUUUCUCUGUGUUUACUUUGGGGUAGAGGACACAUUUUUUCAAUUGUUAAAUAGCACACAAGAUAUUUAUUGUUAAAUGCAACGGGGCAAAUGGCAUUAGUGCAAAUUGUGGUAUUUUAAACCUUGGUGGAAAGGAAAACUGUAAUAUGUGGAGGCCAUAUGCUCUUGACAGGUGUAAAAUCUUUUACAGGCAAAGUCAUCUGUGCGCCUUGAUAUUAAACUGGUAACAGGGUUUUUUUUUUUUUUUUUGGAAUACAUUUACUUUAAUCAUUCUUGAUUUAAAAAGAAAUUCCUCGCUUCUUGGCAUUCUCUUACUUUUAAUUUUUCUUUUUUGAAAAAUGCCACAAAAUGCGAUUCAUUUUUCUCCCCCUCAUAUUGUUUUGCGGUUAGACUGGGAGUUGAAUAUACAAUAAAAUCCUUCUAGUGUUUCGGGGCUUGUAAAAUAACUAUUGAAACCAUGUGGAUGAAAUUACUUUCCCACGCUCUAAUUCAUUGUUGAAUAUGUUAUGGGUGAUGAAACCAAUAGCAACGGCAAAGCGUUUAUUGUAAGUAAAGGUGGUGUGUAUAUACUGUAACUGUGUAACAUAUUGUAUAUUCAUUAUGCCUGGUGUGCGUGACGGGAAAAGCUGCUCCGUGGUUACUGGCCGCGUUGGCUGUCGUGGGCAGUUACUGACUGGCUGUGAUUUAAUAGAGAAUGACUUAAAAAAACAAAAAAAAAACAAAGGAAAUAUUCUAUUUAUUUGGAAUAGGUUAGUAUCUCGACUGAUCAGUUUUAAUGUACAAUAGAAGUCACUUUUGGAUGGAAAUGAAGGAUCGUUCAGAGAACUGAUUAGUUCGACGGCUGCUUCUGACAGAAGCUUUCUGAUUUGUUGUUUUCCUCGAGUAAUAUUUUCCUGCCUUCUCCUGAUUAAAACUGAUUAAGCAACUGGAA
Gasterosteus aculeatus aculeatus (three-spined stickleback) is the source of this 6169-nucleotide messenger RNA. It is a transcript of the gene golga2, whose product is annotated as golgin A2. Gene Ontology annotation, biological process: Golgi organization. Gene Ontology annotation, cellular component: Golgi cisterna membrane; cis-Golgi network; Golgi cis cisterna. NCBI's taxonomy places the organism in Eukaryota, Metazoa, Chordata, Actinopteri, Perciformes, Gasterosteidae. The record is from RefSeq and is a predicted model, not a curated record. Gene Ontology annotation, molecular function: protein binding.